AUGCGUCCAAUCAAAUUCGACAAUUCGAGUUCUAAAUUGAAAGAUGGGCCAAUCAUAUUCUGAGAAACGUGUGAAGUGCUCGGUUUGAUUCAGCCUCCUACGUUACCGUAGACACUUCGGUACACGGCCCUCUUUUAAAGUUCCUGGGGGAAGAGUGGAGGGACUCGGACAAGCCGAAGGAAAGAGGCAAAGCCUGAGCAAGGGGAUAACAAUUUUCACAAUAUUCACCCCCAGGAGGACUAGCGUAUCACCGAAGACAAGCUAAGGUGCAACACGGAAAACCAAGGUCUUGACUACCCGAGAACGUCAGAAAAUAAAGAAAAUGGCGGAGCCAGACAAAUUAAACAUCGACUCUAUAAUUCAGCGUCUCUUGGAAGUCAAGGGCUCUCGACCAGGGAAGAAUGUCCAGCUGACCGAGGGUGAGAUCCGUGGCCUUUGCCUAAAGUCCCGUGAAAUCUUCUUGAGCCAGCCAAUCCUGCUUGAACUAGAGGCUCCCCUCAAAAUCUGUGGUGAUGUCCAUGGUCAGUACUAUGAUCUGCUCCGGCUGUUUGAAUAUGGAGGCUUCCCCCCAGAAAGCAACUACCUGUUCCUGGGUGACUAUGUAGACAGAGGGAAGCAGUCACUGGAGACUAUCUGCCUGCUUCUAGCCUACAAGAUUAAAUAUCCAGAGAACUUUUUCCUGCUGCGUGGAAACCACGAAUGCGCCUCUAUUAAUCGAAUCUACGGCUUUUAUGACGAGUGUAAGCGGCGGUAUAACAUUAAGCUGUGGAAGACCUUCACAGACUGCUUCAACUGUUUACCUGUGGCUGCCAUUGUAGAUGAGAAAAUCUUCUGCUGUCAUGGAGGCCUCUCCCCUGAUCUUCAGUCUAUGGAGCAGAUCCGCAGAGUAAUGCGACCCACAGACGUGCCUGACCAGGGUUUGCUGUGUGACCUGCUGUGGGCUGAUCCAGACAAAGAUGUGCUGGGCUGGGGGGAAAACGACCGUGGUGUCUCCUUCACAUUCGGGGCAGAUGUGGUUGCCAAAUUUUUGCAUAAACACGACAUGGACCUAAUAUGCAGGGCGCAUCAGGUGGUAGAAGACGGUUAUGAGUUUUUUGCAAAGAGGCAACUUGUCACCUUAUUCUCUGCUCCCAACUACUGUGGAGAGUUUGACAACGCCGGUGCUAUGAUGAGUGUGGAUGAGACACUCAUGUGCUCCUUCCAGAUUCUGAAGCCAGCAGAUAAGAAAUUGUAUCCUUAUGGAACUGGAGGAAUGGGAUCUGGGAGGCCGGUCACCCCGCCGCGAAAUUCAGCCAAGGCCCCCAAGGCCAAGAAAUAACAGAUGCUGGAUCCCCCUCCCACAACCUGCCACCUUCCUCUCUGACCAACACUUUUCUUUCUUUUUCCCCCCUCUACCUCCCCAGACUGGGUUGUCCCUUGUCACCAUACGGCAACAAAGCAGACAAGUGUCUGGGGUUCAAUCAUGUUUUUUUCUCUCUAAACCAAUUUUUAACUGUUUGUUUGGCUGUUUGCGUGCUUUUUUGUGUGUGUGAGUGUGUAAAGAAUGUGAGAAUGAUACAGAGGAAUUUGCUGUAUUCUGUAUGUAUGUUUAUUUUUUUCCACUUGUACCCUCUGUUCUGUUUUUCUGUUGUAAAGAUGGGUUUUUGCUCAUCUGUGAUGUAAUGUCAAACCUGGGCGCAGGAGAGGAAGGGAAGGGGAGAGAGAAAGAGGAGCCUUAGCUGUUUAUGUCAAGGCCCUGCACUGUUUAAUGCUAAACACAAGCUUUUGUACAUCCUGUUUUAGAGGUCUGUGUGAUGGGAGGGGGGGGGGGGGUUGAGGGGAGGGGGGAUGGGAUGGGAUGGGAUCAAAUUCUACGGUCAAAUGGUAACGGCACAUACCACACACACUGGGCGCACAGGUGGAUAUAUGUGCAGAUUAAUCUUUUUUCAAUGAGAUUUUUUUUUCUCUUCCCUUUUACAAACCAAUGAUUUGAGAACACGGUCAUGGAUGUGAAAUAGUUUCGCUUAUGUCUAUUUUUUUUCUUCUUUUUUUUUCUUCUUCUUUUUUUUUUUUAGAUACAUGAAACUGGCAUGAGUUCAUUUCCUUUUUUUUCUUGUUUUUAGCUCACUAAAAGUUGAAGAUGAAUAAAAAUAACCAUGUAUUUGAAUCAUGCCAUCAUGCUGAUCACUUUGUGUUUGCCAUUGCUUUGUUAUGUUCGUCAGCAACCUUUGCCAUGCAUUGUGGCGAUGCAUGUCUUGAGUGUUGUAGCUUGAAUUGACCAUACAGCAGCUUAGAAGAGAUGUCUUAUGAAUUAGACUUACCCAAAUGUAGAUGCUGAAAAGUGUAAUUUUGGGCAAGUUUAUACUUUGUUAAAAAACAAAGUGGCAUUUCCCACGUUGCUUUAGUGUGAAAGAUGAUGAUGAUCAGGGACUGUAGGAGAGGAAAGCCCGAAGCUGGUCUCAGAACCAGAUGUUGCCUGUUUUAUCACAAAAAUAGAUAUUUGAUUAGAUAACUCUUCAAUGCAAAAUGUCUAUUUCAAAUGAAUGUGAAGUACACCACGAUUUAUCUGGCAUUUAAUCUAUAGUGAACUUGAACCUGAGUAUACUCUAGACGCCUACUGUACUGAAGAGGAAGUGACAUAAAUGUUUUUCCGUAUUCUGUGAACAAAAAGAAAAACUAUCAAAGGGGGAUGAGAUGGUAAAUCGUUGCUCUGACCUUUCCAGUUUGAAGUGCUCUGUUUAAGACCACUUUCGUUUAGUUGUUCAUAAAAACAAAGAGUGUGCUUAUUUUAAUCUAAACCCACACCAAAUGAAGGUUGCAUGGAAGCUACAACUGGAGCAAUAAACAGUGGUGUUUGGACUAAGUAAUAGACAGUCCUUUAAACUUGAUGGGGAAUCGGGGCACAAAAUCAUUGUUUCACUAUAAACAUGAAAAUAUACUAAAGGUAUUCAUGCACAGGAAAUUCCCAGUCAAUCUAUCUUAAAGUUUUGGUUGUGACAGGUAAUUCCCAGAUGAACAAUUACCACUUUAUAGCAAUUAGUAUUUAAUUUUGUAUGCUUCUUAAAUUGUGCUGGUUAAACGAUGAGCAAGAAAAUUGCAAUUUCUUGGGACAGCGAUCAUCAUUCUGACUUUAUUUUAGUAGUUUACUGUUUACGUAAGCAUCAAGAGCCAUAGACGGAGAGAAUCAAAAUAAAAAAAAUAUGUAUGUGCGGAUCCUCUGACAACUGUGAACCCCAAGACAUAAUCAUGCUGAUUGAAUUCAGAUUCAAAAAUACACUUUUUUUCACUACAGUAAUGUCCCAAAUGGGCCAUUUUUCAUUCCCUCUACUGUACAUUAAGUUGGCAAACAGGGUGUCCAAAGUGAAAGCAGUCCAUACUGCUGUUGCAACUGGUAAAAAUAUAUCUUUCUACAGUGUUUCAGGGUAUCUCACUGGCCAUUUCUAAAACCCCAACACCCCCCCCCCCCCCCCAUUUGUCUGCUGUCUGUCCUCAUUUUCCUGCUCUCUGUCUAAAUAUGAACACAUGCGACUACAGCUCUCCUGAAGCAGUACAUAAGCACAUAGUUAAACAGAGGGUGGGGAAGCUGCAUUCAGCUGUCAUCCUGCCAUACUGUUCUCCCUCUUAGCAAGAGGUUUUCAACUCAGUACCUCAGAAAGCAAAUGUUUAAAAAAAAAAAUCUAAAUGUAAUUAAGCUUUAUUUAGAAUCCUGUGUGGCUUUUUAACAAUUCACAUACAGCGCAAAUAUUGUGUAAGAGAGAGCAGGUGAAAUAAGAAAAAUAGCAAUCGGAUCUCGAUUGUGCUUAAGUGCAUUUCACAUCCAGUUAGAUCAACUCAGGAAGUGAAAUUAAAAUAAAUGGAAUGAGGAUAUUGUAUUUAUAUUCAUAUUGUAAGUAAAAUACAUCAAUAGACACCAUUAUCACAGGAUAUUUACAAGUCAGAUGACUUGCAGCUUCCGUUCUCGGUUUAAGGUGGCUAAAAUGAAAUGAGUUCAAGCCCACCUUUUGUGGAUAAUGUGAUGCAGGAAGUCUUUUAGGGUAAUAAUAAAGUUAAUUCAAGGCGUGAGCGCCAUCUUGUUGUAAAGACCAUUUCCAAUAGAUUAUGUCUUAAACAAUGCAAAACUAAGUGUCUCCUGUAAGAGAUAAUACAGUGCUGAAACAUGACGGAACUUGUAGAUAUCUGUCUUCUAUAAUAAAUGGUCCAAUAAAGACCACUUUCAUUUCCAUUUUCAUAGCUGUAUAAACCUCUGCUUAUGUAUUUUUUUUGUUACUCUAUAUUUACUGUUGUCAUUACCUCUAAGAAUCUUCUCUUUAAUAACUUUUUUGUUCACAUUGUUUUCACUGACAAAUUUAAUGCUAGAUACUGCUGGCUUAUUAGUGUAGGAUUUUUUUAAUCAAUCAGGGAUGUUUUUGCACCAUGCACUGUUGCUGGGUAGAUAUGAAAUGAUUAGAUUAUUACAAUUAAGGAAAAGAAACAACAGAAUUUAAAGGUAUUUUUUAAUUUGUAUUUGAUUUGUUUUCAAGUCAAUCACAAGUUGUCUCUGUUACAAGGUAGAAAUAAAACAUAGAAUUUG
Messenger RNA from Etheostoma cragini (Arkansas darter), 4549 nucleotides. It is a transcript of the gene ppp1caa, whose product is annotated as protein phosphatase 1, catalytic subunit, alpha isozyme a. The transcript is spliced from 8 exons. Gene Ontology annotation, molecular function: protein serine/threonine phosphatase activity. The record is from RefSeq and is a predicted model, not a curated record. Gene Ontology annotation, cellular component: nucleus; cytoplasm. NCBI's taxonomy places the organism in Eukaryota, Metazoa, Chordata, Actinopteri, Perciformes, Percidae. The coding region runs from base 323 to 1318 and encodes 331 amino acids.